AUGCGGCCCAAUUGCUGUCAUGUAUCCAUUGCAUUUCUGCUCAAGUUCUUCAAUUUCCUCCUUGCCUUCAUCGGCAUCUCCAUCAUUCUCUAUUCCGCCUGGAUGCUCGAUCAAUGGAACCAUCACCUUCCCGCCUCCCCGCCGCCGUUCCCUGCUCCCUCCUCCUCCUCCUCUUCCUCUAUCGUCUAUUCCCGAUCUCAUUCAGUUAGUACUCUUAAUCUCGCCACCGAUGUGGCCUCUCAGAUGGACGCCGGCCUCGGGUUUUACUUGAAUUCCGUCGACCUCCCUGCCCCUUGGUUCAUCUACUCUUUUAUGGGAGUCGGCGCCAUUUUAUGUUGCACCACUUUCAUCGGUUGCAUUGCAGCUGAAGCCAUCAACGGUUGUUGCCUGUGCUUUUAUACUGUCCUCAAAGUUGUACUCAUUCUGGUGGAAGCAGCUUUGAUUGCUUUCAUUGCAAUUGAUCGUCAUUGGGAAAAGGAUAUUCCAUUUGAUCCAACUGGAGAAGUUCAAAGCAUGCGAGCUUUUAUUGAGGACAACAUUGAGAUAUGUAAAUGGGUUGGCAUAGCAGUCCUUGUAAUUCAGGCUGUGUCUCUACUGCUUGCCAUGGUUCUGCGUGGUUUGGUUUCCACUCCAAAGAGUGAUAUUGAUGGCGAGGAUGAUUACGAGAGUGGUAGAAGUAGAAGGUGGGAACCACUCUUGGGUCAACCAGGUCAAACAUCUGGAUCAGGGAACGGAUCAGACAUUUGGAGCUCGAGAAUGAGGGAAAAGUAUGGACUGAACAGCAAUGACAAACCUGGUUUAAAUACGUCAAUGAGCAUGAAAUCCAAGUGA
Molecule: messenger RNA, 831 nt
Organism: Linum trigynum
Lineage: Eukaryota; Viridiplantae; Streptophyta; Magnoliopsida; Malpighiales; Linaceae
Source: the annotation of a GenBank genome assembly